Messenger RNA from Oncorhynchus masou masou (cherry salmon), 902 nucleotides. RefSeq names its product parvalbumin 9 (gene pvalb9). NCBI's taxonomy places the organism in Eukaryota, Metazoa, Chordata, Actinopteri, Salmoniformes, Salmonidae. Gene Ontology annotation, cellular component: cytoplasm. The record is from RefSeq and is a predicted model, not a curated record. The coding region runs from base 244 to 573 and encodes 109 amino acids. The transcript is spliced from 5 exons. Gene Ontology annotation, molecular function: calcium ion binding.
UACACGCAUCAACCAGUCAAGGCAAAUAUUUAAAUAGUAGGUUAACGGUUAAUUAGUUAGGUAAGCAAUUCGAAAGUGGCCUGGCUGUGAGAAUUUGAUACACGGACAGGUAACUCAAGCAUCGCAGAUUUUCUGUGUUUCCAGUCCAUAUAUAAAUUCUAAUCGGCAGUCAUCAGUCACCACAAAACCUGACAUAUUCUGGUUUGGACACCGGCGCGGGCAAGAUCAUCAAAGCGGAUUAAUAUGUCACUCACUUCUAUCCUUUCCGCGGAGGCUAUUGAGAAUGCCGUCAAGGAGUGCCAAGCCCCAGACUCCUUCAGCUUUAAGAAGUUUUCCCAGCUGUGUGGCCUGACCUCCAAGUCUCCCAAAGAAGUCCAAGAUGUCUUCCAGAUCCUUGACGAGGACAACAGUGGCUUCAUCGAGGAGUCAGAGCUCAAGUUCUUCCUGCAGCGGUUUGUCCCCGGGGCGCGGACGCUGACGGAUGCUGAGUGCAAAGGCUUCCUGUCUGCAGCUGAUGAUGACAACGAUGGCAAAAUCGGAGUAGAAGAAUUCCUGAUCAUGGUCCAGUCCUGAGAAUUCCAUGGGAUCCGGGAGAGCAGCAGGUGUUCAUUCUCCUCUCCUUCCUCCAGCCUCAGCCUCCAACUUCCAGACUGCAGUCAACUUCCUCAAGCCUCCAGCAGCCUCCAUUCCCAGGAAUAUGUUUUUCUUUGUCCUUGUGCUUGAAUUGUGCCCUUAAAUUGUUUUGUUUUUCUUUCAGAGCCCCUCUCUUAUUCAUCAAUGAAACCAUUUUUACUUGCCCUUUGAUUACGUUCGAGGAGGUUGUAUAGCUGCGUCGCCCCAUAUUUCCUUCCAAUGCACACUACAUUGUCGAUCAAAAAGAUGAAUAAACACAUUGUAACUUA